Messenger RNA from Ceutorhynchus assimilis (cabbage seed weevil), 2759 nucleotides. The record is from the annotation of a GenBank genome assembly. Lineage: Eukaryota; Metazoa; Arthropoda; Insecta; Coleoptera; Curculionidae.
AUAGCGCAUAAAAACAUCACGUCAGUUUCAGUCAUACAGUCGCUCGUACCGUGCUGUACUUCCCAAAACAAUCAACGUGCGCGCUCAAAUGAAAAAUAAUCACCGUCCUGAUGAUGGUCGUUGAUAAGUGCGAAACGUAGCAAGUGUAGGAUGUGUGAAAUUUUAGGAAUUAUUUAUAAUGAAGAGUGCGGAAAGAUUGUUGCUAGUGUUAAUUCCAGGGACUGUGGUUUUUUUUGGACUGGUACUAGGCCAAAAAGGGUAUACGAUUUGCGACGUACAGGGAUGUAAUUGCACUGUUCCAGCAGGAGGGUGGAAAAAUGUUAAUUGUUAUUUGUUAGACGAUCAGGAGUUGGUGCUCCAAUCGGGCCACAUACCAAAAGAAGUAACCGAAAUCUUCAUUAGCGGAGGUCGAAGUAUUACUUUCAAUGCCAAGACUUUCAGUGGUUUGCCAGCUUGGGCUUUGCUGCGCCUCGAAAAAGUGCGCAGCGUAGUUUUCGAAAAAAGAGCUUUUUUCAACGUACAAUCUUCUAGUCUACUCGUACAGAUACUCGGCUGUGAUGAUCUCUUGUUCAGGAAUCAGGCUUUUGAUGAAAUGCAGGGUUCCUUGUCGACUGAAAUAAUAGGAGCGAAUUAUGUGAAAUUAGAACAAGCACCUUUUAGUAAAUUAAGCAAUUGUACGUUUCAAGAUGUCGGCCAAAUAUCGUUGGAUUCUAAGGCUUUUGAAAUCAAAAACUUGGGGAUCAACGGAAGACAUGGACCUGUCACUGUAGUGCUAUUUGUAAAUGUAGUCAUUCCAGAAAUUUCCAGAGAAGUGUUUCUAACUUCGAUGGCCCAAAUCGCUUUCAGGGACAGCAGAAUCGGAGCGAUUCAUCAGGAAGCUUUUAAAUCAGCAGAAAUUUCAUCUAUUCUAAUGUUCAACACAAGUAUUCAAUCUAUAGAAGCAAGUGCUAUCACGGAUCGGACAUUGGUAUUUGAGUUUAAAAUUAGCAAAUGCACCAUUGGUAAAAUUGAAUCGAAAGCUAUUAUGGCUGGUAUGGCUAAUUUGACUGUUAAUCAUUCCAUUAUAACAGACAUUGAAAGCAAAGCCAUAGCAAGCACUGCAGCCAACGUCGAAAUAAUCGGCAACAGCAUCUUAAAUUUCCACUCGAACGCCAUAAUAAUCCAAAACUGGAACCGCAUCAUCAUGGACCAAAAUGUCAUCAAAAACCUACACUCGGACUUUUUGGUAGCCUCCACUAGUCCAGACAUCAAGUUGAUUUCAUUCAAAGGAAACGAAAUUUAUAACGCCAUGGAAGGUUCCUUGAGUUUCGUGCCCAAAAUUGAGGAAAGUAAACUGAUUUUUGAUGAUAACUUUUUCAAUCAGUCUUGUGGGUGCGAGCUUUCCGAUUGGUUGAGCCUCCUUACAAACUCUAGUUUGCAAACUGAUUUACUUAUGGACACAAGUUUUUGUACUGUAGACGAAAACUUAUCCAGGUGCUUCUCCUUGCCAGUGGGGAUUAUUAACAUGCAAAAUUUUACUGCAAAAACUUGCGUCAACGAGACAAUUUGCGAGCCUUACAAUGGAGAAACUAGAACAAUCAAUAUUACUGGAAAAAUCUUUGUCGAAGAUGACAAUGGAGAAAAGCAAAACUGGCUUAUUUUUAUUAUAUUGUUUAUUGGAAUGUUUAUUAUUGCUUUGAUUGUUACUUUUGUGGUUCUACUUGUACGAGGUAGUAGAUGGCUGAAACGAAAAGGCUACUUCAGAAACAACUACUACAACAACAACCAAAGUAACGAAGAAGAAGAAAACACAAUUGUAACAAUAGACACUGAAAAUGAAAAACUCGAAAUUCCUGAAGAAUUGACUGUAGAAUUUUUACAUGAAUUAUCCAAUCGUCUAGAUGAUCCUAAUACUCAUCAGGAAGCUAGUGACUUAAUUGAACGACUUUAUGAAAUGUUUAUUGUUGAUGAGAGUUAUGAGAAUAAUAACAGAGAGGAAGAAGCUCAUUUAUAUGAAGAGUUAGGCAACCUGAACCUGCAAAUCCCUCCGCCGCCUUACCAAGAACAAGCUCCCGCACCUACAAACACACCAAACACUAACCCUAGAGGAAUUUUAAAAAUAAUGGAAGAAAAAUUUAAUACAUCAGAUAAUCAAAAAAACAGCCUAGAUAUUAGUACGAACAGUACCCAGCCUAUUUUGACUGGAGAUUAUUCGGAACCCAUAGAUAGAGACGUGCAUCUCUACUCCGAAUUAAAACAAAAAGAUGAAGCUAAAAAGGACAGCUUGAAAUCGAAUGGUUCUAUAGCAUUGAGGCCUUUGCCCGAAAAACCUAGUUAUAUGUUUCAGGCGGGGCCUUCUACGAAAUUGUGAUUUUGACUGAAUGAAAUUUGACUAAUAAAAUAAAAAUGUUGUGCAGUUUAUACAAACCUGCUCGUCAUCUUCAAUUUAAUUGGGGUUCAUACAAAUUGCAUGAAAUAAUUUUGUGGCAACUGAAUUGUUAUGGCUUCAAAUCUAGUUGAAUACCUAUAUAAGGAAAUCCAUAAUGUAUAGAAAUUUUACGGUAAAGACAAAAAACCAAUAUUUAACUUGCCCUACUGUGAUAAUGUACAGAAAAACUUACGUCUUUUGUAACGUAAAAAAAUAAAUUAUAGUUAAUUGUGUAUAUUUUUUUGUAUUUUUUAAUUAUUAUGUAUUGUAUAGAGUGUAAUUUGUUAGACAAUAUUAGUGUAUAUUAUUUCUUUUAUACCAAAAAAACCCUAAUAAAAUGUUUUAUAGACAA